Molecule: messenger RNA, 695 nt
Organism: Eutrema salsugineum
Lineage: Eukaryota; Viridiplantae; Streptophyta; Magnoliopsida; Brassicales; Brassicaceae
Exons: 1
Coding region: 135-527 (130 amino acids)
Source: RefSeq, a predicted model, not a curated record
AUAAAAAAAAAAAAGUCUUUAAAGAUCAGGAUUAAGAAAAGUAAAAGCAAAGUCAUGUGCCGAAGCUUUUCUGUGGGACCCAACCGAAAACACGAACUCCAUGAACUCCGCCGCCGUCUCCAUCCGCUGACGUCAUGCUAACCGCCGCAUCAUUCCUCCCUACACGGUGGAGCCGAAUCCUCUUCUUCCUACUCUGUUCGCCUAUCCUUCUACCUCUUCUCUGCCUUUCGAUCCCUCUCCUCUGCGCCGUCGAGAUCUUUAGCCGCCUCCGCUGUCGAAUCUUGAAAUCGACACCUUCGGAAGUUAUCGCCGCCGAUGAAGAUGAUCUUGGGCUCCGGCGAUGCGAGGAAGGAUGCGGAGGAUGCGGCGAAUUCGUAGUGGAAGAAUAUGAAGAUGGGAUUGAAGGAAGUGGUUUGCUUCAGAGAUACUUAGAGGAUCAGUUGAGUUUGGCUAGAUCCAUUUACGAUUGCGGCGAAGAUGACGGCGAUCGUGAUCCUGAUCCAAUUAGGGUUCCUCUUUUGUCGUAGAUUUUUUUCUUGUUUUUCUUGAAAUUUUAAAUGUAGAUAAAAGAAUGUACUUUUGAUCAAUCUCAGUUUUUAUGACUUUCUAGUUUUUGGAUUCUUGAUUGUUUUUUUUUUUUCAAUCAAAAUUUUGGUGAAUGCAUCUAUGUAUCAACUCAACCAUGCCUCACCCUA